Messenger RNA from Pimephales promelas (fathead minnow), 1331 nucleotides. Its product is annotated as chymotrypsin-like protease CTRL-1. The record is from RefSeq and is a predicted model, not a curated record. Lineage: Eukaryota; Metazoa; Chordata; Actinopteri; Cypriniformes; Leuciscidae. Gene Ontology annotation, molecular function: serine-type endopeptidase activity. Gene Ontology annotation, biological process: proteolysis.
AUACAAAUAUUCCUGAGCUCCUCCUAACUGCAUGUAAACACCUGUAUGAAUUGUGAAAUUUAACUGAUGCCGAAGACAAUAUAAAGCUGGAGAGAGACCUAGCAAACAACAGCAAGACACACAAGGCACUUGUCAACAACAUGAACAACAUGUUCUGGAUCAGUAGCUUUUUCGCUUUGGUGGCUUCCACUCAAGGAUGUGGAGUGCGUCAACUUCAUCCGCAUGCUCUUUUUGACAGGAGUAUAGAUGCGGAAUACAAAAUACAUCCUAUAGAUGAGAACAUUCCUGAAAUCGAAGUCGUUGAUGAGGAAUACAAAAUAAAACCUAUAGAUGAGAACAUUCCUGAAAUCGAAGUUGUUAAUGGAUGGAAUGCAAACUCUUGGCCCUGGCAGGUGUCUUUCCAGACUUCCAGAGGUGAGCACUUCUGUGGUGGUUCCCUGAUCGACAAUUAUUGGGUCCUCACUGCUGCCCACUGUCUAAUUACGCCUAGAAAUCAUUUUGUUGUCCUUGGACAGACUGACCGUGGCUCUAAUAAGGAACGUAUUCAGACCAAGAACAUUGCCAAGGUCUUCACCCAUCCCGAUUACAACAAACAGACCAAAUUUAACAAUGAUGUUACACUAGUGAAAUUGUCCAGUCCGGUGCAGAUGACGUCCCGUGUCUCUCCUAUCUGUCUGCCUGGCUCCUCCUCCACCAUCCUCCCUGGGACUAUUUGUGUCACCACUGGCUGGGGCAGAACUGAAACCGAGUGGACUCCUCGGUUAUUGCAGGAGGCAACGUUGCCGAUAGUGAGUCAGGCUCAGUGUAGGAAAGAAUUUGGUCCAAAUAAAAUCACUGAUGCCAUGAUCUGUGCUGGAGGCUCUGGUGUCUCCUCUUGCCAGGGUGAUUCUGGUGGUCCUCUGAUGUGUGAGAGUUCAGGUGUUUGGUAUCAGGUUGGCAUCGUGUCCUGGGGCCAAAAAUUCUGCGAUGUUGGCGUUCCACUAGUUUACACCCGUGUCUCUUAUUUUCUCAAAUGGAUUGAUGAAAUUGUUCAAUUCAACUAGGGCACCAGCAUGAGUAUUUACCCUCAACAGGACACACAAGUCUGUCAAACAUUUUAUCUCUUGUUGUUCACUGAUUCUGGUUCUCAUGUGUCUGAACAUUCAGCCAUUAGUCAAAGUUUCCAGUUAUCAAAACAUUUUUUAUGAUGCUAUUGUUUUGAAAACUGAAAAUACCUCAUGAUGAUGCCAAUUCAAUUAUUAAAAACACUUAUGUAUCCACAAUGUAUCUGUUUUCAUCUUAAUGUAAUUAACUGAUUGUAUUACACUUGUUACCCAAUAAAUAUGAAAUUU